CUCCCUAUUAUGUGACACUUCUCCUUAAGGGAGAACCGUUUGGGUUGAACGGAAAAAAGACCAAAUCAUUUGGGUUUAACAAUUUUGGGUCUUAUAUAAUUAGGGUAGAUGCCCUGACCAAACUCAUCCACCCAAAUUUCCCAAAUUUCUGUGAUCUAUGCGCCAUUUCAUCUCUCUCUAGGGUUUCACCAUUGCGAUCUACUAUACGCCGCCGCCCGUGAGCACCGAAGCUUCGUUUACCCGGUGAGGCUUCAGCAUUGACUGUCGGAAACAGAGUCGUUUCGGUAGGAUACGAGAAGAUACUAAGAAAGGGAUUCAUGUAGAAAAUCUCACUGAGGUAGAUGUUACAAGUGCCCGAGAUGUGAUUCAACAACUUGUUCAGUAUAACCAACACACGUCUCAUGAAUGAAGAAGCAAACCUGUGUGCACUUGUUUCUAGUGUUUUUUUCCUUUGACCCAAAAUAGAGAUGGGAAGAUAAAUAAGAUAUGGAGGAAAAGGAGGCACGCAGGGAGGAGAAUGAGAUUUAUUUGCAGGUGUUCUUUUUUAGAGAUAUACAAUGAACAAAUUCUUGAUCUCUUGGACCCUUCUGUUGUUAAUUUACAGAUACGAGAAGAUACUAAGAAAGGGAUUCAUGUAGAAAAUCUCACUGAGGUAGAUGUUACAAGUGCCCGAGAUGUGUUUCAACAACUUGUUCAGGGUGGUGCAAACAGAAAGGUAGCUUCAACAAAUAUGAACCGCGCUAGUAGUGGUUCUCACAGUGUUUUUACUUGUGUUAUUGAAAGUAAGUGGGAGUCCCAAGGUGUAACACACCAUCGGUUUGCACGCCUUAAUCUUGUGGAUUUGGCCGGUUCUGAAAGGCAAAAAAGUUCAGGUGCCGAAGGUGAAAGGCUAAAGGAAGCCACUAACAUCAACAAGUCUCUCUCAACAUUGGGGCUUGUGAUUAUGAACCUUGUUGACAUGUCCAAUGGGAAGUCACUCCAUGUUCCUUACCGAGAUUCAAAGCUGACAUUUUUGUUACAGGACUCGCUGGGAGGGAAUGCAAAAACAAUCAUAAUUGCCAACGUCAGUCCUUCCAGCAGGAAUAGAAUCAUGCAUCAAAAGAGAGCCACGGAAGAUGACACCAGGGACUACGCAACUAAUUAUAUGCACUCUUUUUUUAUCUUUAAAAAGAUACGAGAAGAUACUAAGAAAGGGAUUCAUGUAGAAAAUCUCACUGAGGUAGAUGUUACAAGUGCCCGAGAUGUGAUUCAACAACUUGUUCAGGCUGUUAUAAAUGAAGAUGCUUCUGGAGAUCUUCUUGCAACGAGGGUGCAGAUUCAAAAUCUGAAGGUAUUGGUUUAAAUCAAGCCACAUCACCCCUACCCUAAUCUUUGCUAGAAGCCUAGCUUCUGCUGAACUCUGCUACCGAUAACAUCUUUAUGUUAUUCUGUGUUAAUAAAUGAACACUCUUUUGAGAAGACCGAGUAUAGUCCCAAUAUACCCCUAUAAAAUACAUGAGACUUUUCUCUUAGCCCCUUGAUGGAUUGCUGCAUUUACUACCCAAAACUUUAUUGACAGUAAGAAGCAAAUGAAGCUUAAAGUGCUGU
Cuscuta campestris is the source of this 1587-nucleotide messenger RNA. The record is from the annotation of a GenBank genome assembly. Lineage: Eukaryota; Viridiplantae; Streptophyta; Magnoliopsida; Solanales; Convolvulaceae.